GGGUCUUCAAGUUUCUACGAUUUGCGACAUUGCUUUAGAAUAUAAAUACAAUUGUUCAAGCGGUAGGUCCUCCAUUUUCUUCGUCAACAGCAUCAUGUCGCACAGGAAGUUUAGCGCCCCUCGACAUGGGUCGAUGGGCUUCUACCCGAAGAAGAGAUCCCAGAGACAUCGCGGAAAGGUGAAGGCUUUCCCGAAGGAUGAUCCGAGCAAGCCUGUACACUUGACAGCUUUUGUCGGCUAUAAGGCCGGUAUGACUCACGUCGUCAGGGAAGCUGAUCGUCCUGGAUCGAAGGUGAAUAAGAAGGAAAUUGUGGAGGCUGUUACUAUCCUCGAGACGCCGCCGAUGAUCGUCGUUGGUCUUGUUGGCUAUAUUGAGACGCCACAUGGACUUCGAGCGCUUGCCACUGUCUGGGCAGAGCACUUAUCGGAGGAUUGUCGUAGGCGUUUCUACAAGAAUUGGUACAAGAGCAAAAAGAAGGCGUUCACGAAAGCAUCAAAAAAAUGGCAAGACGAUCUCGGUCGCAAAUCCAUCGAAGCAGAUCUCAAGAAGAUCAAGAAGUAUUGCAGCGUUGUUCGCAUUAUUGCUCACACUCAGAUGAAACUGCUGAGACAACGUCAGAAGAAAGCCCACAUCAUGGAGAUCCAGUUGAAUGGCGGCACUAUCGAGGACAAGGUGCAGUGGGCGCGCGAUCAUUUGGAGAAGCCUGUGCCUAUUAGCAGCGUUUUUACUACCGAUGAAAUGAUUGAUGUAAUCGGAGUUACCAAGGGAAAAGGCUACAAAGGCGUUACAUCCAGGUGGCACACGAAGAAAUUGCCGCGCAAGACCCACAAGGGUCUGAGAAAGGUCGCCUGUAUCGGCGCCUGGCAUCCUAGUCGCGUGUCUUUCACCGUCGCGCGUGCUGGUCAGAAAGGAUAUCACCAUCGUACCGAGAUGAACAAGAAGAUUUACAGGAUUGGACAAGGCAUUCAUACCAAGGAUGGCAAGAUCGUGAAGAACAAUGCUUCUACGGAGUACGAUCUCACUGAUAAGAGUAUCACGCCUAUGGGUGGCUUCCCGCAUUAUGGUGAAGUUAACAAUGACUUCAUCAUGAUCAAGGGAUGCUGUAUGGGCCCGAAAAAGCGCGUGAUUACGCUAAGAAAGUCCUUGUUGGUGCACACCAAGAGGUCAGCGUUGGAGAAGAUCAAUCUUAAGUUCAUCGAUACCAGCUCCAAAUUCGGACAUGGUCGCUUCCAGACCGCCGUUGACAAGGCCUCCUUCAUGGGACAACUCAAGAAGGAUCGUUUGCGCGAGGAGGAAGCACGAACCGUCGGUGUACCGGCCGCUCCGCCGGCGCAGUAAAACCAUGUUCUACUGUGUACAAUUUACAAGUAAAAAUAUAAUUUUAAAAAAACUUA
Messenger RNA from Monomorium pharaonis (pharaoh ant), 1395 nucleotides. It is a transcript of the gene RpL3, whose product is annotated as 60S ribosomal protein L3. Gene Ontology annotation, biological process: ribosomal large subunit assembly; translation. The transcript has 8 exons. The coding region runs from base 95 to 1339 and encodes 414 amino acids. The record is from RefSeq and is a predicted model, not a curated record. Gene Ontology annotation, cellular component: ribosome; cytosolic large ribosomal subunit. NCBI's taxonomy places the organism in Eukaryota, Metazoa, Arthropoda, Insecta, Hymenoptera, Formicidae. Gene Ontology annotation, molecular function: structural constituent of ribosome; RNA binding.